This is a messenger RNA of Grammomys surdaster, 2112 nucleotides long. It is a transcript of the gene Entpd8, whose product is annotated as ectonucleoside triphosphate diphosphohydrolase 8. Bases 72 to 1556 code for a protein of 494 amino acids. The record is from RefSeq and is a predicted model, not a curated record. Gene Ontology annotation, biological process: nucleoside diphosphate catabolic process. The transcript has 10 exons. Gene Ontology annotation, molecular function: GDP phosphatase activity; UDP phosphatase activity. NCBI's taxonomy places the organism in Eukaryota, Metazoa, Chordata, Mammalia, Rodentia, Muridae. Gene Ontology annotation, cellular component: plasma membrane.
AAGUCUGCCCCGAGAACUAGGGACACUGCUCUUCCUCCCUUCCCAGGAGCAAGAUCCCAGCCCCUACCACCAUGGGACUCUCCUGGAAGGAACGGGUCUUCAUGGCCUUGUUGGGAGUUGCAGCAGCCUCUGGCCUCACCAUGCUCAUCCUCAUCCUGGUGAAAGCAACCAAUGUUCUCCUGCCUGCAGACACCAAGUUUGGGAUCGUGUUUGACGCCGGCUCGUCCCACACAUCCCUGUUUGUGUACCAGUGGCCAGCAAACAAGGAGAAGGACACAGGAGUGAUCAGCCAGGCCCUGACUUGCCAGAUAGAAGGGCCUGGAAUCUCUUCCUAUACCUCUGACCCGACACAGGCUGGGGAAAGCCUGAAGAGCUGCCUGGAGGAGGCACUGGCAUUGAUUCCACAGACUCAGCAUCCAGUGACGCCCACAUUCUUUGGGGCCACAGCAGGAAUGAGGCUGCUCAGCCAGAAGAACAGCUCUCAGGCAAGAGCCAUCCUAGCUGCAGUCUCCCAGACACUAAGCAAGUCUCCUGUGGAUUUUUGGGGUACCAAGAUCCUGGCUGGGCAAGAUGAAGGUGCCUUUGGUUGGAUCACUAUCAACUAUGUCCUAGGAAUGCUCCUGAAGUAUUCCUCUGGACAGUGGACCCUGCCUGAAGAGGGGAUGCUAGUUGGUGCUCUGGACCUUGGUGGGGCCUCCACGCAGCUCAGCUUCGUGCCUCAGGGCCCCAUCCUAGACCAGAGCACCCAGGUUACCUUCCGCCUGUAUGGUGCCAACUACAGUGUCUACACUCACAGCUACCUCUGCUUUGGGCGGGACCAGAUCCUGAGUCGGCUCCUGGCUAAGCUGGCACAGAGCAGCCAGGUGGCCCGGGUCAGACACCCAUGCUACCACAGUGGCUACCAGGCCACACUGCCACUGGCUUCCUUGUAUGACUCACCCUGCGUCCACACUACAGAUUCCCUGAACCACACCCAGAACCUCACAGUUGAAGGGAUAGGCAACCCUGGGAACUGUGUGGCAGCCCUCCGGGGUCUCUUCAACUUCUCCAGCUGUAAGGGCGUAAAGGACUGCGCUUUCGAUGGCAUCUACCAGCCUCCUGUGCAUGGCCAGUUCUAUGCAUUUUCCAACUUUUACUACACCUUCCAUUUCCUGAACCUCACCUCCAGGCAGCCACUGAACAUUGUCAAUGACACUAUCUGGAAGUUCUGUCAGAAGCCCUGGAAACUGGUGGAAUCCAGCUACCCUGGGCAGGAGCGCUGGCUACGGGACUACUGCGCCUCAGGCCUGUACAUCCUUGUAUUGCUUCUGGAGGGCUACAAAUUCAGUGAGGAGACCUGGCCCAACAUCCAGUUCCAGAAGCAGGCAGGUGGCAUGGACAUUGGCUGGACACUGGGCUUCAUGCUGAACCUGACAGGCAUGAUUCCAGGUGAGGCACUGAGCCAGUGGCGGGCUCAGAGUUACAGCAUCUGGACGGCUGGAGUAGUAUUUGCAGUGCUGACCCUUGUGGCUAUUCUUGGGGCAGCUGCCGUCCAGCUCUUCUGGACCCAGGACUAGGUAGAAGCCAAGCUGAAGUAGAUGGCAGAUGGCGAUGUCUAAAGCAGGAGCAGUGUUGGGAGUCAACAGUGACAACACAGCUGUUUAUGUUGUCAACCUUGUGAACCACCAUCAGCUGUCCUUAGGAAAGAAAGCCUUUGGCUCACAGGACUUUCUGAGCACAUCCUAGAUGCCUGCCCUCACGAAUCCCUGACCCUUAAGGGCUCGACUCUAUCCAGGCAGGAGGGCCAAUUGCUGACAGUACUGACUCCUCUACACCCUCAGGGUGGCUCUGGCUAUGGGAACUGUUAGUAGUCCAUGGGAUAGAAACAGGAGAGGCAGCUGUGGGAAUAGGGCCCCCUCAGAAGGCUGUGGCCAGCCCAUCAGAGGCUCCCUGCUUCCUCACUAUAUCAGACUAGACCAGAUACUCAGAGUCCAGGUCUGAGGCCAGCUUCUUCACACAAGAGCCUUUGAUUGGAUUCUCUUUAUCAUCAAUUCCAGAAUAUAGAUCAAAGUGGGAUGAGGGGGAUAGUUGUUUUGUUUGUUUGUUUAAUUAAAGCUGGUUUUUGUCAUGGUA